CCGAUGGCGCGCGGAAAGCACUUUUUGCGAUGCCCGAUGGCGGAAAGCACUUUUCAAAAAGCACCGGCUAGCUAAUCAACAGACCACCACCACCAGCAGCCCUUCUCUAAUCGCUCCAGAAUCCGCCAAUUCUUCUCGAUCGCCGUAGAUCUCUCCCCCGCCCCCGCAGCGGCGGCCGUUUCUGUGGCACGCGUCUCGCGAUACUAUAUAUAUACCUGAACAACAUCAAAAGGAGUGAUGGCACUAUCACGUAAUAUGAGGACAUGUUUGCAUAGUGGAAGACUUGCCGCCUUGGCAAUACUGCUCUCUGGUGGAAUUGUAUUGCAGAUUUUGGCCUGCGCUCUAUAUAACAACUGGUGGCCAAUGUUAACAGUUCUGAUGUACCUCGUACUACCCAUGCCACUCAAAAAGUUCCUCAACUCCGAUUCUCCAUCGAUCAUGUCGAAUGAGGGUGAUUGGUGGGUGAACUUCACCAAGUUCCUGACAGGCACGUCGAUUGUGGGUAGCAUCACCAUCCUGUUGAUCCUGAAGCAUGCAGGCAUCAUCGGGUGGGGUGCGCUAAAGAUGGAGCUGUCUUCCUUCGCCGUCUUAGGGCUGGCCAUCAUGUGGUUCCUCCAGAUGAACGCCAAGGAUGCCGAAGACUUCGAGGACGCCGAGGCACUAUCACGUAGUAUGAGGACAUGUUUGUAUAGUGGAAGCCUUGCCGCCCUGGUCUCUGGUGACUCCGAGACACUAUCAUCACGUAGUAUGAGAACAUGUUUGCAUAAUGGAUGCCUUGUCGUCCUGGUCUCUGGUGGGAUUGUAUUGCAGAUUUUGGCCUGCGCUCCAUAUAACAACUGGUGGCCAAUGUUAACAGUUCUGAUGUACCUCAUACUACCCAUGCCGGUCAUAUUUUUCCUGGGCUCCGAUUCUCCAUCGAUCAUGUCCAAUGAGGGUGAUGGGUAAUGUUUUGUUUUUUCCUAAGAAAAUGGGGGAGGAUUUCGUGGAACAAUAAGAGCUCAAGACCUAGCGAAGAUGCACAGACACUGCAAACACACGCAGUUCAUGCCACAAUCCAAAAAGAAUGUCUGAAACAAGGGAGAAAGCUACAACUUCUUCUGAAGACAUAUUGUGCAGCAUGUUGGUGUAUGAAUGUAAAAGAGAAAGAGAUGCAUAUGUGUAUCUAAAAACUGUUUAAAAAUUGAAGUGAUUUACCGGGUGAGCAGGAGCAGCGACCAGCAACUCUGAUGUUCCAGGCAUUAAAAUUAAUCAGAGUGAAACUGUCCUCAGGAGAGAUCUGGUGAUGCAUUAACUAUUCACUCGUCCUAGUCGAGCUUCCAGGACAGGUUGUGGCAAUCUUCGGUGACAGCUGGUAGCGGCUUCGAUGCCCAGAUCCACCGGCAUCAUCUUCGUCCAUUUCCAACAUCACCAAAAUAGAUAUCACUGAAAAAAGAAGGAAAAUAACGACCUGGAUGACAUACAAAGGUGUACACCAGAGAGAGCCAUUACAGUUCACAUGUUAUUUAGCGAGUGGACAAUUUCGAAACAGUAGCAGUGCUUGCAUCUAAGCAACAAUAAAGGGCAUGUGAACUGCCUUUGCGAAAGGGCACGUGAACUGAAACUCUGAAAAUGGGCAUCCACUGCAGAUAUGUAUGUGGCUGAAAACUCUGAAAAUCAAAUUAUUGAUGAGGAGCCAGCACAGCAGCCAGCAACUCUCAUGUUUCGUGCUGUUCCUGGCUUUUGGCAUGGUGAUAUGCGGAUGCGAACAAUACAAGGUCCUGUUAUGCAGUGUCCGGCCCCAUUAUGCCGUGUUGGUGUCCUUUAUCAGCAAGGACACCGACCUAAGUACCCAAUCUGCUAGUAAAGCAUCCGCCAAACUUUGGUGCAAGUGCCUUGACUCCUCAAGAGAUCGAGUGCUGGCGCUGCAUUCACGAGUUGACUGAGCUCAGGAUGGCUCCGAAGCCAUCAGCGUCAUCUUCAUCCAGGAAACAGAGAGCUGUCUCCUUGCCAUUUGCCAACAUCACCAAGAUGUAUCACUGAAAAAAGGAGGAGGAAAAUAACAUACAAGGGUUACAGUUCGCAUCUUAAUUAGUUUUUUCACAACGGCGAUAGCACAUUUGGAAACAGUAGCAGAGACAGGAACAGUUGCAGGGCAGAGCAGGGUUGAACCUUUGAGCUGAUGUGUACAUGAGGCCAGGAAACAGAAAUUCAAGACAGCCUGAUGAUGUACAUCUCAAACAGUUUCCCGUCAGGAAAACUACAGCUUAAGCUAGAAACGCAUGGCAUUACCCAACAAAGAAGAAGGAGGUGCGUGAGACUCAAAAGCAUAAAUGCGACAUGACAAGGAGCUAACUUUUAAGGAGUAACAUGUCUCAAAAGCUACGACCGGAGGUCUGGCCUGCUACAUUAUUUACUCCUCGCUGAGUUCAGGAUAUUCCUUGCGAGCAUCAACGACAGCUUGUGGUGAUUCGAGGCCCAGCGCCAUCAUCUUCAUGCAGCUCAUUCAGGAAACAGAGUCUCCUUUCCAACAUUAGACAGGCGACCAAAAUAAAAUAAUCCUCCGGAGAGUAGCUAGCACUGCAAUCGUUCGGCCACAUUUUUUUCAGUGGUUAGACUAUAAAAGACUUCAAGAAUGUAUAACAACAUCCAAAUCGCUGAAAAAGGUGAGAAGAGCGUAUAUGUAAAAUAACGCAUCUAGUCAUAAUGUAAAAAUCUGCUGAUCCAAAACAUAACUGCCUGCACCUCACAUAUUUGCACUAACUAAUCUCUAACUGAAGGCUUUGAAUAACUACAUGCCCAUCUAGUCAUAGAUUUGAAUAACUACAGGCACAUCUAGUCAUAGAUUUGAACACAACCCAACACAAAGGCUGCCCAUCCUGCCUGCACCUCACAGCAGGUUUUAGUGAUUUUGAUGCCCAAUGCCAUUGGCAAGUUUACCCAUUCAUAGUCUGACCCAAAAGUAAAGGCAUAAAUAUGUACUCCCUCCGUUCCAAAAUAUAGUGCGUCCUCGGUUUCCGUGCUUUAACUUUGACCAUAAAUUUAACCAACGAGACCAACCGCGGCAGGAGAAAAAAAUAUAUAUUUGAAAACUUCUUUUGAAUACGAAUUCAGUGGUAUAAUUUUUUCUCCCGCCACAAUCGGUCUCGUUGAUUAAAUUUAUGGUCAAAGUUGAACCUCAAAAAGCGUGGGCGCGCUAUAUUUUGGAACGGAGGGAGUAGGUACUAAUUACUACUUCAAAUCAAAUCAACCCACCAAACAUAAGCAACAGGUUCGCCAAAGUACAUCUGGGGAGAGAACAUAGUUUACCAUUCCUGGCAUCCAGGACAAAUAGAUAACCAUCUGCUACAUAGGCCUCCAGCAUCGGUAGCAGCACAAAUCAUCGCUCGGUAAAAUCAGAUUAUUGAGAUAUUCAUCUAUAAGCAUACAUAACAGCAUCCAUAUCAAAAGUUGAGGAAACGUAGUUCAAAAAAAAAAACUGUAACAGCAUAAUCGAUAGUAAAUGAAAUAACAAUAGCAUCAGCCUGAUCAAGUUAUAUUAAGAAGAUUCAUCGCAAAAAAAAGGAGAUUUGUAUUAAGAAGAUGAAUAAUACGAAUAUUGACUGCUAAUCAGCAAUGGUCAUCUGACUGCUAUAUAUCGCAGAGUAGUCAGCAAUGGUCAUCUGCUACUGCAAAUUAAUUGAUGACUGCUAACAUCAAAAUUUAACAGCAAUAUAUAGCAAUCGUAUAUUGAACUGGGAAGGACUGUAAUCAUAUAUAAGAGCAUCCAAAUCGUCGAUAAGACAAGAAGAGCUCAUCAAGUGUUUAGUUCAGGAACCUGUAACAUCAACACGGAUGAAUGCAAUGGCAUUACCCAAUUUAACAACAUCGAAAUCGUUGAGAGAACUAUUGAGAAGAAGCAGAGUGUAACAGGGGCACAAAAGCUUGCUUCAUAAAAGAGCACGACGACUAC
Molecule: messenger RNA, 3928 nt
Organism: Aegilops tauschii subsp. strangulata
Lineage: Eukaryota; Viridiplantae; Streptophyta; Magnoliopsida; Poales; Poaceae
Product: vacuolar protein sorting-associated protein 55 homolog
Biological process (GO): late endosome to vacuole transport via multivesicular body sorting pathway
Cellular component (GO): endosome
Source: RefSeq, a predicted model, not a curated record